CGCUUACACGACAGGAACCACGCCUGAGCACACCACACCACCUUCUUUCUUCGUUUCUACCUUUGUAUCCGGGCCAGAUACCACGAGGCAGUCAUACAUGCCACUGAAUCACCAACCAGGCCGCCACACUCUGUCCUCUUGCCUUGGCACAUCGCUGGAUUCGAGAAUGCUUAAAAGUGCAACGACCACAAUAACAUCAACAACCAUUGGUCACCCCACUUACUCUCUUCCAACACACACCUCCCCAUCACCACAACCAUGAGCUCCAUCUCGACUGACCCGACCCCCCUUAAGGGCAAGGGCCCCGCGCUCAUCGAUUACGACCACGAGCACGAGCCUACCACCAACGGCGCCGGCGGCUUCCGCCCUCAAGCGCCCAUGACGGUGCAGCCUCCCAAGGCCGAAGACCUCCAGAAAUCCUACGCGAGCAUCAUCACCCACGAAGCCGACCCCAAGGACUGGUACGGCUAUAUGAUCAACGGCCUCGGCGCCGUCAUCGGCACCAUCGGCGCCAUCCCGUGCUGCAUCGUGUGCCCGAACCCGUACAAGACGGUCCAGCAAGGCAACGUCGGCCUGGUGACCAAGUUCGGCAGGUUCUACAAGGCCGUUGACCCGGGUCUCGUCCGAGUCAACCCGCUCGCCGAGAAACUGAUCCAGGUGGACGUCAAGAUCCAGAUCGUCGAGGUGCCGCAGCAGGUGUGCAUGACCAAGGACAACGUGACGGUGCAGUUGACGAGCGUCAUCUACUACCACAUCGUCAGCCCGCACAAGGCCGCGUUCGGUAUCACCAACGUCAAGCAGGCCCUGAUCGAGCGCACCCAGACUACCUUGCGCCACGUCAUCGGCGCCCGUGUGCUUCAGGACGUGAUCGAGCGCCGCGAAGAGAUUGCUCAGUCCAUCGGGGAGAUCAUUGAGGAUGUCGCGGCCGAGUGGGGUGUCGCCGUCGAGAGCAUGCUCAUCAAGGACAUCAUCUUCUCCCACGAGCUGCAAGACUCCCUCUCCAUGGCUGCCCAGAGCAAGCGUAUCGGCGAGAGCAAGAUCAUUGCCGCCAAGGCCGAGGUCGAGGCCGCCAAGCUGAUGAGGCAGGCCGCCGAUAUUCUGUCAAGCGCUCCGGCCAUGCAGAUUCGGUACCUCGAGGCUAUGCAGGCUAUGGCCAAGUCGGCGAACAGCAAGGUCAUCUUCUUGCCAGCUACAAACCAAACGAUGCCUAGUCAGGCGCAGUUCAAUGCGUCACUGGAUGCUCCGGGAUCUUUCAACCAGGGCGAGGGCAGCGGUGCGAAGAAGGACACGACCUCGUUCCACGACUUCGGAUCUUCCGAUGGGGGGUUCCAGCAGGCGUUGAACGCGCACAUUGUUGAGAACAUAUAGUCUCCCAGGGGUAGGAGUUAUGAUAUGAACCCAACACUCCGGCCUACCGCUGCUCAGCUAGAGCUUAAUCAGGGGCUUGCUCUAGCAACAUCACUCUGUUUAUUGCUCGCGUCUCCUUCCAGCCG
Messenger RNA from Neurospora tetraspora, 1493 nucleotides. RefSeq lists its product as uncharacterized. Gene Ontology annotation, cellular component: plasma membrane. The record is from RefSeq and is a predicted model, not a curated record. The transcript is spliced from 2 exons. The coding region runs from base 259 to 1368 and encodes 369 amino acids. Lineage: Eukaryota; Fungi; Ascomycota; Sordariomycetes; Sordariales; Sordariaceae.